This is a messenger RNA of Microplitis demolitor, 2538 nucleotides long. It is a transcript of the gene PGS1, whose product is annotated as CDP-diacylglycerol--glycerol-3-phosphate 3-phosphatidyltransferase, mitochondrial. NCBI's taxonomy places the organism in Eukaryota, Metazoa, Arthropoda, Insecta, Hymenoptera, Braconidae. The record is from RefSeq and is a predicted model, not a curated record. Bases 312 to 1865 code for a protein of 517 amino acids. Gene Ontology annotation, biological process: cardiolipin biosynthetic process. The transcript is spliced from 7 exons. Gene Ontology annotation, cellular component: mitochondrion. Gene Ontology annotation, molecular function: CDP-diacylglycerol-glycerol-3-phosphate 3-phosphatidyltransferase activity.
UCCUUAUACACAAUUUGAAAAUUUUAAAUAAAAUUAUAAAAAAUAAGUAGAGAAAAUUACAACAUAAAUUUAUAAAAAUGAUUUUAAAAAAUAAAAUGCAUGUAAAAAUAAUUUAAUUAUAAAAAAUAAUAAUUUAAAAAAAUAUGUACAAUGUAUGUCACUCACAUGAUCAUGUUGAUCAAUAAAAAAUAUAUACAUUAAUUGAACUGUAAGAAUAAACAUGCGAAUGAUAAGUCCUUGUGUAUACACGUGUGUUUUUAAGAGAUUUAAUUUUGGAUUUAUAAAUCGUAGUUAAUGUUUAAUUAUUAUUCAUGUAUAAUUUAAUUAGAUGCACAUUUAAACGUUGUAGGCUUCAUGACUAUAAAUUUAUUUUGAAACUGACAAUGACACAUUGGCGGCAAGUUAAAAAUUUAAAUAUCAAUUCAAUCAGGAUGAUUAGCAAUGAAUUUGAUUCUACUGAUAAAAACAAUAAAGUAAAUCCUAUGGAUUUUUUUUAUUGGUUACAAAAAUCAGCGCCUGCAUUUCCUGUCGAUGCUUCUAAAGUGACAAUUAUUCACGAACCCGAAGUUUUUUAUUCAACUUUAUUAGAUAAAUGUAAGAAAGCUGAGAAAAGAAUAACAUUAGCGUCGCUUUAUUUAGGAACUGGAAAACUUGAAGGGGGUUUGGUUGAAGCUAUAGAAAAAUCAGUAAUCGCAAGCGAUGGUCAUUUGAAAGUAAACAUUCUUUUGGAUUACAUGCGAGGCUCACGUGGUCACAAAAAUUCCAGAAAAAUGUUACAGCCAUUACUUAAACAACAAUGGGCUGAUAACAUUAAAGUUCAUUUGUACCAUACACCAAAAUUACGAGGGUUACUCAAGAAGUUUAUACCGAAUCGCUUCAAUGAAUUAAUAGGUUUGCAACACAUGAAAGUAUAUAUUUUUGAUGAUUCUCUAAUUAUUAGUGGGGCUAAUUUGAGUAAUGAUUACUUCAUGAAUCGUCAAGAUCGUUAUUUUCUCAUUGAAGACUGCAAAGAUUUAUGUGAUUUUUAUAAUGAUUUAAUAUCUCAAGUAUCAAAGUUCAGUUUCCAAUUGAUGCCAGAUAAUUCAACGUCAUUUGAUACCGACUCUAGUCCUCAUCCUUUCCAAAGUCCUGUGAAAGAAUUUGUAUCAUCUGCUAACAGUCGAAUACGUAAAUUUUACUUCAAUCAAUUGGAUAAACGUCAAAACGAAGCCGGGAAUAAUCAAGUGUCUGCAGACACAUGGAUAUUUCCAUUGAUUCAAAUGGGUCAGCUUGGAAUUUAUCACGACAAUGAAAUUACUUUAAGAUUAUUGAAGACUGCACCUGCGGGAGCUAGUCUGCGGUUCGCUACAGGAUAUUUUAAUUUAACGACAGAGUAUUCUAAUGCUCUGAUUCGCGAUUGUCAGGCUUCAGUCCAGCUCCUUACUGCUCAUCCUACAGCCAAUGGUUUUUAUGGCGCUAAAGGAGUAGCCGGAGGAAUUCCCGCAGCGUAUACGCUGAUAGAAAAAUCAUUUUAUAAAUAUUGUGAACGAUUGGGAAUGAAUGAACGCAUUAAAUUAAGAGAAUAUGUUCGUAGUGGUUGGACAUAUCAUGCCAAAGGUCUUUGGUACACAUUACCAAAUCAAAAAAAACCCUCAUUUACUUUAAUUGGUUCUUCAAAUUUUGGAUACCGAUCAGUAAAUCGUGAUCUAGAAACCCAAAUAGCCGUUGUUACAAAAAAUGAUAGAUUAAAAAAUGAUUUGUACGAAGAGUACAAUAGAUUAUAUAAAAAUUCUCAUCAAGUUACUAGAAAUUCACUAUUACAACAUGAUCGAGUUGUCCCGACUUGGGUUUACGCCGCAGUAUUUUUAUUUCGUUAUUUUUUCUAGGAUAAUUUUAUUAUUGAGUUUUAAUAAAACUCUUUUUUUAAAAACCUAAAAAAAUUAUUUUAAAUUUUACUUGACAUCUCUACAUAUUAAUUUAAUUAAGUAAUUUAUUUCAUGGUUUGAAUUAAUGACACUGAAGUUAGCCGGCGUCUAAAAGUUUUUGAAUUUUUUUUAAAACAAUAAAUUACUUAAAAAAUAAUAUUUAAAAAAAUUGUAUCUAUAGUUUUUUUAAUUUUCUACAUGUACAUAUUUUUAGAUUUUAUAUUUUUGUCAUUGAUUUGUUGAAAAACAAAUUCCAAAAAUUGUUAACUGUCAGUUUAAUUCAUAAUCAUUUAAAUUACGACCGUAGCAAUUGUGUACUGUCUUGUGGGUUAACAUUUUUUCUGGAGUUUAAAAUUUUCUAAUCAAAUCAGUUCGCUAACAUAGAGAAUAAGGACAUACAUCGUCAGCCGCAAUCAGUGAAAACCGAUCAAGGGUCCAAUAAAUAAAUAAAUAAAUAAAUAUAUAAAGAUAAAACAAAAAAUUCGAGACAAGAGGAAUAAAAUAUAUAUUUUAAAAUAUAAUAUUCUAUACGUAAAGUGAUAGAAUUUGUAAAUAUUAUAAUUAAUAUAGAGUACGUCUAAUACCACGACUAAGUGGUCUUUUAAAAAUAUAAAAAAUGGCCAAUUUAAAAACA